AUGGAUUUUGGUAAUUCAAAAUCUGUGAGAUUUCAAGAUGAUCUUGAAACUGCAAAGUUGGCAACACCCAAAAGAGGCAAUUUGUUCAAGCUCAGCUCUGUAAUCAGUGGAAAACAAACACCCGAGUCAUGCAUGAAGAUUCCUACGGCAAAGAUAAUAGGGAAGCAAUUUCAAGAGAAAAAGCUUUUGAGAGUUUUCUCUGAGGACUAUGAUGUGGUGCAGAAGAACAUACUAGAUCCUCGAGGAACUGUUGUAAACCGCUGGAACAAAUGUUUCUUAGUUGCUUGCCUUAUUUCCCUUUUCGUCGAUCCCCUAUUUUUCUAUUUGCCAGAGGUGAAAGAGGAUAUGUGCAUGGAAGCAAGUGUGCCCCUUGAGAUAGCCCUUACAGUUGUUCGAUCUCUAGUUGAUGCAUUUUACAUCAUCCAGAUUUUUGUCCGGUUUCGAACUGCUUAUGUUGCUCCGUCCUCUCGUGUGUUUGGGAGAGGAGAGCUGGUUAUAGAUUCUACAAAGAUAGCCUCAAGAUAUAUGCAUAGAGACUUUUGGCUUGACCUAUUGGCUGCUCUACCCCUUCCACAGGUAAUGACAAACAACAAUCGAUCUUUUGAGAGGUAG
This is a messenger RNA of Ilex paraguariensis (yerba mate), 612 nucleotides long. Lineage: Eukaryota; Viridiplantae; Streptophyta; Magnoliopsida; Aquifoliales; Aquifoliaceae. The record is from the annotation of a GenBank genome assembly.